AUAAUCCAUACGGCUAAACGUUGACUGAUGAGAAGAACUCGACAGUGCGAUUGGUGGCUCAAAUAUCGAAACCAAGCACGGUUUAAACGGACGAUAGACUUCGCAAACUUUGGAGGCUGAUAGCGUCCAUUUUUAUAUUGAUCUUUGCGUCCCCACGCAGGGCGCGGUUUUAACAAAACAGCGUCACAGUGUAGAGUAGCCUGUAUAUGUAUUAUGUAUAUAUGACCUGUUUAAACAUCCGUCACGUGACCACCAAUCGAAGAGCUCUGGCAAAAGAGUUGUGAGGUGUGCAUACAUGUCUAACAUCGUAUGUAACAGCAUACGUUAACAUAGCGAAUUUUUGCGGAUACACCCACCGUUUAAUAUUGUAGGUGCGGGAGACACAACCAUUACCCAGCCACUCAGCCGAAAAUCUUCUUGUAUUGCGCGAGGAUUUCAAACGAUAAAUAUGAGUGUCGCACCAGUAAUGGACCUAAAAGAGCAGCCACCGCAAUACAAUCAACAGCCACACCCCAUUCAACAGGGCUACGACCAGCCUAUGCAACCACAGUUCCAGCCAGUACAACAUACCAGUCAGACGACGGUGAUAGUCCAACAGCCCCAGAGCACUGGUCCGCGUUUUAAGAAUGUGCGAACUUGGAGUUCCCCUCUGUGUGGAUGUUUUGAGGACAUCACAAGCUGCCUGCUUGGUUGGUGUUGCCUGCCAUGUUACGAGUGUCAUUUGUCAAUGAGGAUGGGUGAGUCCUGCUGUGUCCCAAUCUGUGUCCCCGGCGCUAUGAUUGCACUGAGGGCCAAACUCAGAGGAGAACAAGGCAUACAGGGCUCUGUGUGUGACGACUGUGUCACCCAAAGCUGCUGCGGACCAUGUGCUACAUGUCAGCUGGCGAGAGAGCUCAACUACAUACAAUACAACGGCCUCUAAUUUGACGCACCUCUUCCCUGCUCCAGGAAAAUGCUGUCAAAGUUUGGCUUCAAGAUUCCUACAUGAUAAUCAUCAAUUGCUUGUUUGAAUGUUUGUGUUUACAUUAUACACGCAUGCUUUUAUUGUUAUUUCUUUCACAUUUCACGCUAGCUGCUUCGAAAAAUAGUCAGUCAUAUUCAGGUAAGAGGUUGAGUAUAGUGCUGUGUUGAAACUUUUAAUGAAAUAAAUUACCUCUGUUGCCAUAACAAGUGCAUGCGAAAAAUAUUUCUGAAAACGUUAAAUGAUUCGAUUAGUUACUAACACGUACCUAUGUUUGUUCUUGUGCUCUACUGUUAUUGCUGAGCGUUGUAUCGAAAAGUCAUGAGUACAGUCAGUGUUUCGUAAAUCUUGACUAUACGGCUGAGAUGGGAUAGAUUGUGUGCUAUACUCUUGUGUUUACGUCAUAAUAAACCUACGGAAAUAUGCCAUUUUUAAAGGCUAACUGCACCUGUGCCAUAUGUUGUGUGCUUUAAAGUCUUUUGAGUUUUUUAUUUUCAAUUCUUUUGAAUAAUAUAACAUGCAAAUAAGUAUUGAUAUGUUCUUUGGCUAUGUACUGCAUAUAAAAUUAUCUUCGUGAUGCAUUAGUUACUUCUUCAGUUUUCUAUGUACCUGUAAGUAAAAUAAUGAUGUUGAAGAUAUCCAAAGCUGACUUGUGAUACAAUGAGACGUUCUAGCUAUAUUUUAUUUUCCUUUUUUUUUGGAAUAAAAAAUAUUUAAGUUACA
Messenger RNA from Liolophura sinensis, 1684 nucleotides. RefSeq names its product cornifelin homolog. Bases 449 to 922 code for a protein of 157 amino acids. The record is from RefSeq and is a predicted model, not a curated record. Lineage: Eukaryota; Metazoa; Mollusca; Polyplacophora; Chitonida; Chitonidae. The transcript is spliced from 5 exons.